AUGAUGUCUAAGUUCACUGGCAAGGGCUUUAUGGAUGACCCAAGUUUGUCAGACAGAGAGCGCCUCGAUGCAUUUCGUUCAUCGAUUGAGUCGGCGACUUCGAGAGCAGAUCUUGACCAGGUCCUGAUGAAUCGACUCAUUGUCGCCUUUGCAGAGAAAAUGGGCUGCAAAACCAUUCUAUGGGGAGAUUCGGACAGUCGACUAGCUGCGAAAACCCUCGCCAAUGUUGCCAAAGGGCGUGGUUCUUCGUUGAUCUGGCAAGUGUCUGACGGGAUGUCUCCGUUUGGGUUGGAAUUCGCCUUUCCGCUGCGAGACCUGUUUACAAUAGAACUGCGUAAUUAUGCAGGCCUUUUCCCUGAACUUUCACGUUUGAUCCUCCCAGAUGAACUGCCCUCGGAAACCACACUUACCAAGAACCUGUCUAUUGAUGAGCUGAUGAUGCGCUAUGUCCUAACUCAGGGCGAGAAGUAUCCUGGCAUCAUGUUAAAUGUGACGAGAACGGCGAGCAAGCUUCAGUCCUCCGAAGAGCUCACCGAUCUGUCUCAAGUCAAAGCUCUCAAUUCUGCUAUGCAUGCACUCGGUCUCGUCCUGAUCUAG
This is a messenger RNA of Aspergillus tanneri, 597 nucleotides long. RefSeq lists its product as uncharacterized. Gene Ontology annotation, molecular function: tRNA binding; sulfurtransferase activity. Lineage: Eukaryota; Fungi; Ascomycota; Eurotiomycetes; Eurotiales; Aspergillaceae. The coding region runs from base 1 to 597 and encodes 198 amino acids. The record is from RefSeq and is a predicted model, not a curated record. Gene Ontology annotation, cellular component: cytosol. Gene Ontology annotation, biological process: tRNA wobble position uridine thiolation. The transcript is spliced from 2 exons.